Molecule: messenger RNA, 4205 nt
Organism: Diachasma alloeum
Lineage: Eukaryota; Metazoa; Arthropoda; Insecta; Hymenoptera; Braconidae
Gene: TBPH
Product: TAR DNA-binding protein 43
Exons: 4
Coding region: 501-1907 (468 amino acids)
Biological process (GO): regulation of gene expression
Cellular component (GO): nucleoplasm
Molecular function (GO): RNA binding
Source: RefSeq, a predicted model, not a curated record
UCUCGCCGUGUGUUCGAUGCACAAGCCCCCCAACGUAAGCGUGAGAGAGAAGUGCGGUGUUGCGUGACUGCGAGAUUUGGCUGCGAGUUUCCGAGCGUGUAUGUUUGUUGUGUUGUUUCGAGUUGAAAAAUAAUAAAUAACGAGCGAAAGAGUAAUAUUAAUAUCCCCAAAGUCCCCCGUCCCACCGUUUCGCCACUGAAUACGCUGAAAAAGCCCCGCUAUUUCAUGCCCAACGGGAAAAAAAAUCAAAAAAUCUGCGUAGUAAAUGGAAGCACCCAGACCCUAGCAAAUACCGAAAGCAUAGCGAGAACGUGAGACAAGCCAACAACCAAAAAAGUGUUGUAUAUGAAUACAUAUAUAAAUAACUGAGCGCGUGAGUGAGUGAACGAUUUUCGUGAGGCAUACAGCAUUGUCCAGAAACAGGAAGGACGAGGCAAUAGUUUAUUUAAAGAGAGCAUCGAAUUCAGUUGGGAAUAACAGAUACUGUGGCGGGCAGAAAAAUGUCGUCGUACAUUCAAGUUGCUGAGGACGAGGGUGAGGAGCCCAUAGAGUUACCCACUGAGGACGACAUUACACUACUGUUGACUACUUUGGCUGCCCAAUUUCCCGGUACCUGUGGACUCAAAUAUCGCAAUCCCGAGUCGAGGAGCAUGCGGGGCGUUAGGCUUGUCGAUGGAAGACUUCAUCCGCCUGAGAGUGGCUGGGGAAAGGCUGUCUAUUUCUGCGUUUUUCCAAAAGAAAAUAAACGCAAAUCUGAUGACAAUUUGGAGAAUUCCACGGCCAAGACUAAAAGAAUGGAGACAAAGCUGCGUUGCACUGAUUUAAUCGUACUUGGAUUACCCUGGAAAACUACUGAGCAAAAUUUGAGGGAGUACUUCGAGACUUUUGGGGAAGUUCUGAUGGCCCAGGUGAAAAAGGACGCUAAAUCCGGCCAAAGUAAAGGCUUUGGCUUCAUAAGAUUCGGCAGUUACGAGUCCCAGCUGAGGUGUCUUGCCCAACGACACAUGAUCGAUGGAAGAUGGUGUGACGUCAAGGUUCCCAACAGCAAGGAGGGAAUGAUUCAGCAAGUACCGUGCAAGGUAUUCGUGGGCCGCUGUACAGAAGACCUAACAGCGGACGAUCUUCGCGACUACUUCUCAAAAUUCGGUGAAGUUACGGACGUAUUCAUCCCCAAGCCAUUUCGUGCAUUCUCAUUCGUAACAUUCUUAGAUCCCGAGGUUGCCCAGUCCCUGUGCGGUGAAGAUCACAUAAUAAAGGGCAUAUCUGUUCAUGUAUCCAAUGCAGCACCAAAAUCCGAGGGUAACAAUCGUAAUUUCAACAAUCAGAUGAAUUCAAAUAUGCGUGGAAGGGGUAUGCCAGGCCCAAUUGACAAUAAUAUGCAGGGAAAUUAUCAGGGAAAUCGUUACAUGGGACAUUCGGGCAAUAAUAUGGGCCCCAAUGGCUGGAGUAAUCCUGGAAAUCGUGGAAAUCUUGACAUGCCAAAUUUACAGGCACUUGGUAUAACAGGACAGAAUAAUGGCGGUGGUGGUGGUGGUGGUUUGACCAAUCCACUUGCUAUGGGGGGAAUUAAUCUGUCAGGAUUGCCAGUUAAUCCAGCACUUGUUGCUGCUGCCCUCAAUCAAGCGUCAUGGGGACUCAUUGGGAAUCUUCAGAAUCAGGGAAAUGAUCAGGGGUAUUCUAACCAGCCUGGACCACCUGGACAACCACCCUCGGGGAACAACAGUAUUGGGAACAGUGGAAAUUCGGGAUUUCUCAGCUGGAUGAAUCAAGGGGGUGGUGAUGGCAACACGGGAAAUCCUGGGUCUGGGGGACCUGGGCCCAAUAAUCCCAAUGCUAGCCAGGGCGCCUGGCAGAAUCAUCCAGGACAGCGGGAUCAGAAAACUAAUACAUUUUUGAAGUAUGAGUAAGGUGGGGAGGAGAUGAUCGUGGGAAAUUGUUGAGGGUGAUUAUUUGGAGGCGAUUUGGAAGGUUUUUUUUUUGGUGUUUAUGUCAAAUUAUCAGCACUUUUAAUGCAGAAGAGGUGUAGAACGUGAUGAGAACGUGGGGGAUAUGAAAUUAGGGUUGUCUUGGUUGGCAGGGGUCUAGGGGGAAGGUAAUGGAGGGACAUUCUACAUUUAGAUGAUGUCUUAAAUUCAGGCUACGACUUGAAAUCAGGUCGUGACGCAAAUUUAUAACUAGAAAGGCUUUUAAGUUUCAAUGUGGAUCUAGAAUUCAAUUGAGAUGAAGGCUUAAAUUCAGUUCCAGGCAUAAAUUCAAGUUGUGGCUUGAAUUCAGGCUGCAGAUUAAAAUCAGGUCGUGACGCAAAUUUAGGUCCAGAAAGUCUUAAUCCUCGAUUUGGAUCUGCAAAACUACUUCAGUUCACGUCGAGGCUUAAAUUUGGGUCCAACCAUAAAUCGAGGACGUGGCUUAAAUUCAGGCUGCGACUUAAAUUCAGGUCACAAUUUGAAUUAAUUGAAAUCGCUACUUAAAUUCAGAUAUAAAUUCAAUCAUGCAGUAUAAAAAAAGCGAAUCUAAAAUUUCCCACAAAAAAUGUCUUAAAUAUUCCCCUACACCCACUUUCAACUGAGAUAAACGCGCAAACAACAAAAAUAUCAAACCCAUCAUGUUCAGUCUCACCUACAAUUACCCACCUCGAAUUAUAAUUGUCUUAUCAACUGGCUUUAUUUCAUUACACAAUUCACGAUUUGUUUACACAGCCAGCAAUAUCUAAUCUGUAAAAAUAAUCACCCAGGAAAACCGACGAGAGAAGAUGAAUAAUUGACUUGGAAUGCAAUCGAUGUCAUAAAAUCAACGCAACUAAAUCUAAAGAGAACUGAUGAAAAAAAAAGGAACGAAAUAUUGGGAUGAAAUAUGAGAAAAUUUUUAACACGAGAUAAUUGUAAUAAUAUGGUGCAUUGAAAACGAUUAACUAAACUUAAGCCGAGAUAUGGAUGGGAAGAGUCAAAUGAGUGGUGAAUGUGCAUUAGAAUUUUCUUUAUCAUUUGAUUUAUUUCUCACGAGAUAUAUUGUAAUGAUAAUUCUAAUGUCUAGAGCGGCGUAUAUGUGCUUGGAAUUCAUUGCAGUGUGUUUAAUAUUUAAAUAAUAAUGAGGUAUGUUCGGUGUAAUGUGGGAUUUUGAGUAAGUUAGCACCCUUUCACAAAUAAAUGAAUGAGGUAAUUGGGAUAAUUGAUGAUAAUGGAUGACAAUGUAACUGAUAAUUGAUUAAUUGAUGAGGUUUCGAGAUGGUAGAUGUGAAUUUGUGAGGGGGGAUGGAGAUUAGAUGAUCAAUAUCUGCGAGGGUCGGUAUAAGAUUGAUUAUACUAUAGUUGUUUAUCAGUUUGUGAGUGUAUUCGUAUCAUUGAAUUACUAACAAAGAAAAUAUGGUUAAUAAAUAAAGUAACAUGAAUUUAGGUAAUGCCAUUUAUUAUGGUGGAAAAAAAAUUAUUGUAAGUAUAUGGAUUAAUAUGCGCUUAGCUGAUAGUUAUUUCAUCGAUGAGAGCUUAAGUAAUCGUUGUAUACAUGCUUUUUCAAGGAAUGUUGCAUGGUUUCCCUCCUGGAUGGGUCGGAUGUCUGAGGAAUUUUCUUCUCUUAUUUUGGUAUAUAGACGGGAAUUCUAGGGAAGAUGUGAAGUGUGAGAGGAUUUUUUUUUCAUGAUGUUCAGGAAAAAGUAUUAGUCAUUUUUUGUGGAGAAUGUUAUAAGCUACCAAAGAGGUCAAAUUUAGCUCACGGCUUAAAUUCAGGUAACGACUUAAAUUCAGGUCGGGACCUAUCAAUUUUGGUCGUGACUUAAAUUCAGGUAUAUGCCUAUCAAUUUAGGUCGUGGCUUAAAUUCAGGUCGGGCGCAGAUUCAGGUUGCGUCCUAAAUUUACAUUGCACCUACAUUCAGGUCUCGUCUUAAAUUCAGGUCGGGCUUGGAUUUAUAUCGCAGCUUGAAUUCACAGUGCGGCUUAAAUUGGAGGCGUGGCUUAAAUUCAGGUCGAUAAAAAACUGCACUUUUUUUUUCGAAAACCCAACACUUCGAGAUAUUCCCCAAAAUCAGCAACAUUAAAUUUUUUCAACAUUAAAAAAUGACAAAUUCCUCUCACACUUUGCAAUUUUCCCCUGAUAAAAACAAUGAAUCGGAGAUGAUAAUGAAUAUCUCAAACGAGAUAUUAAGGUACUUCCGCAGUAAGUAUACUUGGUGAAAAUUUCGAAAUGGUAUAAAGACGCAAUAUUUGGAUCAUAUG